CGAGGGCAGACCUGCCCCGAACGAUUUACGAGGAACUGGACUAUCGCGUUCUUCUCCAAUAGACAUCGCCUGAUUUCAUUGCUUCUUCUCCAUUAGCCAUCUCUCUCUCUCUCUCUCUCUCACCCUCUCCGUCGCUCUCUAUGGAAAAGAAACUCGUGCAGUACUCGGUGGUGGACGCAUUCACCGACACGGCCUAAGGGAACCCGGCGGCGGUGUGUAUCUUGGAAGAAGAGAGGGACGAAGAGUGGCUGCAGGCGGUAGCCAGGGAGUUCAACUUCUCGCAGACCUGUUACCUGACCGGUGCCUCGAGCUCAGAACUCGCCGGCUCGGCCAACGGAUCGAGCCCGAGGUUUCAGCUCAGGUGGUUCACUCCAGUUAAGGAGGUUGACCUCUGCGGUCAUGCGACGCUAGCUGCUGCGCACACUCUCUUCACAUCUGGGAUGGUAGAUUCUGACACCAUCGAGUUUAUGACAUUAUCCGGAAUUCUGACUGCCAAAAGGGUUCCCGAAACGAAGUCAUCCCACAUUUUGAAGAUAAAAGAUGGUGAUGUGCCCGGGAUAUGGAUUGAAUUGGAUUUUCCUGUAGUCCCGAUCGCUGAAGAUGAUGCCGAGCGGAUUUCAUGUGUCUCCAAAGUUCUCAAUGGCACUUCCAUUGUUGAAAUCAAGAAGACAGCAAAGGGCGACUAUUUCAUUGUUAUCCCAUCAUGGAAAGAAGUUGAAGAAUUUCAGCCCCAGUUUGAUGAGAUAAAGAGAUGUCCUGGGAGGGGUAUUAUCAUCACUGGAUCAGCUCAGCCAGACUCGGGAUUCGAUUUUGUCAGUCGAUUCUUUGCCCCAAAAGUUGGACUUAAUGAGGAUCCUGUAUGUGGCAGUUCACAUUGUGCUUUGGCACCUUAUUGGAGUGAAAAGCUGGGGAAAAAAGAUCUCGUUGCCUAUGCUGCAUCGCCCAGAGGUGGAGUAGUGAAGGUGCACUUGGACGAGCAGAACCAGAGAGUGUCAUUGCGCGGGAAAGCUGUAACUGUAAUGAGGGGCUCUCUUCUUGUUUGAAUUUCUAGCGCUUCUUCUUGUUUCUGAACUUAAAGCACGUGAAAAUCACUACGUGAGAAGGAAUUGAAAUAAAUGAGCUUAUGUUGUGGGUUUGAAAUAAUGUGAAAUACAUGAGAUAGCGUCCUUUCCUGUACGACAGGUUCUUAAUUUGCUUGCAGUAGAGAGUGAACUGAAUAAGUGUUGAAUGGAUCCGUUGUUUCAUUCC
Molecule: messenger RNA, 1248 nt
Organism: Eucalyptus grandis
Lineage: Eukaryota; Viridiplantae; Streptophyta; Magnoliopsida; Myrtales; Myrtaceae
Biological process (GO): biosynthetic process
Cellular component (GO): cytoplasm
Molecular function (GO): isomerase activity
Source: RefSeq, a predicted model, not a curated record